AUGGCAACCCAGUUGGCAAGCAGCAGCGCUGUGCUGUUCAGUGCACGUACCAAGGCGGUAACUCUAAGUGCACCUGUCCCGACUACUACCCGAGGAACAACAAGAAGUGGGAGUACACUGGAAAGCACGAGUGUUUCGCUUGAGCGGCUUACCCCGGGCGUCACAAGUGCUACGGCUAAUGCCACUCCGUACGAGCUGGUGACGCGGAGAACGCUGCCUUUAUGGACUUUGACUUUCAGCAUAGACGGUUUCGAGGCAAAACUCGUGGCCUUUCAGCGCAACAUCAGGACUCAGGAGGCGGAGGUUUCGACCAGGUUACGCAACGGCUAUAUCAGCAUAGCGAUGAGCAGAGAGCAAUGGGGAGACAAUGUACUACACAGCUCAGCUUCCUAG
Messenger RNA from Emericellopsis atlantica, 393 nucleotides. RefSeq lists its product as uncharacterized. The record is from RefSeq and is a predicted model, not a curated record. The transcript is spliced from 2 exons. Lineage: Eukaryota; Fungi; Ascomycota; Sordariomycetes; Hypocreales; Bionectriaceae. The coding region runs from base 1 to 393 and encodes 130 amino acids.